Messenger RNA from Penicillium daleae, 396 nucleotides. Its product is annotated as mitochondrial 54S ribosomal protein uL14m. Gene Ontology annotation, cellular component: ribosome; mitochondrial large ribosomal subunit. Gene Ontology annotation, molecular function: large ribosomal subunit rRNA binding; structural constituent of ribosome. The transcript is spliced from 4 exons. The record is from RefSeq and is a predicted model, not a curated record. Gene Ontology annotation, biological process: translation. NCBI's taxonomy places the organism in Eukaryota, Fungi, Ascomycota, Eurotiomycetes, Eurotiales, Aspergillaceae. The coding region runs from base 1 to 396 and encodes 131 amino acids.
AUGAUUCAACUAAAGACAUUACUAAACUGCAUCGACAACUCCGGCGCCUCGGUCGUCGAGUGCGUCAACGUCCUGAAGAAGCAGCGGGCCGCAACGAUCGGUGACCGGAUAGUCGUCGUCGUCCAGAAGCAGAGGGCUGCUACGUCGGAAGGGUCUAGCACUACCGCGCUCGCGAACAAGGUCCGUCGUGGAGAUAUUCGGCAUGCGGUUGUGGUCCGUGUGAAGAAGGAGGUGCAGCGCGAUGAUGGUACCGUUGUUCGGUUUGGAGAUAAUGCCUGUGUGCUGGUGAAUAAGGCUGGAGAUCCUAUCGGGACAAGAAUGAACGGCGUCGUGGGACAGGAACUGCGCGGCAAGCAGUGGUCCAAGAUCUUGUCGUUGGCGCCCGUGCACGUGUAA